AACAGCCAUAACCUCAAUAUUACCUUCAUUUCAUUUGUAGUUUGUAUGGUCUAAUUAAUUGUUAUAGUAAAUUUUUGUUUUGUAAAGCGAAUUCCGACUGUUAAUGAGAAUUAUUUUAAUCUACAGCAUUGAGUAGGCUUGAUUGUUAUUUAAGGUAGUACAGAGCCAAUUGUAGGAGAGGCGUAAAAAUGAAGAUUAACAAAGACGUCAGGCUUCUUAUGAAGCCUUAUUACUACAUCAAUAUUUUACUCAGUGCAUCUUAUAUUGCUGCCAAAAAGUUACCCUUCUUGUGUCAAUACACAUUUCCACGAUCAGAGUCACAGUGUGAAUUUGAUUCGAGAGAAUCAGAAAUCCUAUUCUUCCUCAUGAUUGUUGUCAUGAUACGAACACGGAAGGCUGGAAGUGUCACAAUGAUCAAUUAUCUGUCUUCAAGUUUCAUGUACACCAAAGUCGCAAAUUUAAUACUGUGGUUUUAUGCUGACAUUAGGAUGGGAAUAUUUUUUGGGAUACUUUUGAUAUUGGUUGGCCUUUUAUUGCCAGAACCUGCUUACAAAGGGCCAGAAAACGUAGUGUAUUUCCGAACAGCUCAAGGAGUUGAAGACGAGAUCAUGAGGAACAAGAAGAUCUGCUGGCUAGUGACGUUUUACACUGCUUGGAACCCUGCUUGUGUCAACUUCGCUCCAGUCUUCUCCCAGCUCUCCGUAGAAUACCAUCUAGAGAACCUGAAUUUUGGCAAGAUUGACAUCGGACGUUACCCAGAUGCGGGGAAAAAGUAUUAUGUAAAUGACUCGCCCAUGAGCAGACAGCUUCCUACAGUGAUUCUAUUUAAAGAGGGCAAAGAAGUUAUGAGGAGACCAAUGAUUGAUGCUAAAGGAAAGCUUCAGAAGUUCUUCUUCUCUGAGGACAAUGUAAAAGCCGCAUUUGAUUUGAAUAAUCUCUACAAUGAGUGCAAAAACAAUCCAUUGAAGAAAAAGAAGGAAUUGACAGACCAUCAGAAGAGUGAAUAAAGUCCCUUUACCAAAUACGGUAGUCCUUUAAGUCAAUUUGGUAUAUUAGUGUUACCUACCAAAAAAAUUUUAAUGAGAAAUAACGUUGAUUCAUCUUAAACAUUAGAGUUGACUGUAACAGGUUUGAGAAAUGUAAAUUAUACAUUUUGUCCUCAACUAAACAAACACAUAUUUGUGUUUAUGGAUGUUAAUCAGAUUGGUCAAAGUACACUGUCAACAUAAAUGUUCCUUGAAUAUUAAUUAAUUGUUUGUUGAAUCUGUGGAGGUGUUAUGCUAUGUGUAACUUUAUUAUAGUAGCAUUUAUGCUACAUAUUGGGUGAAAUUAUUCUUUCAGUUAAAAGUGAAAGGAUUGCUUGAUAACAAAAUUGUCAAACAUAAAAUUAAAUUAGUUUACACCUUAAAUUUAUUAAAAUUUAAACUUUUAUCUGAGUUAGUUUAUAAUUUUCUGACUACAAACAGGGGUUGGACAAUAGGCCUGACUAAAGUAAAAACAGUUGUCGCUCAAAGUGACUGAUUUUCAAAUGAGAACUGUAGUUACGGUCACCAAGAGUGCCUCAAGUUCAAUUUCAUAAAUUUAGGAGAGGGGAGAGAUUAAGAGAAAGUUUGAAGGAUGACAGAGAGUGGCCAGUUAGAGAGUUAACUUUGUCCCGUUACUAAAUUUUAAAUCUUCAAUGAUCUGCUUUUGACAUCAUAAUUACAGCCUUGAGACUUCUUCGUUGACAUGAUUUUGAGCAUCAAACUAAUAAUGUUUCACCUAAACUAAUCUAAAGUCAUAGGUUGUAUUUCAAAUCUAGUGUGAUUUUGACACUGUCUUAUUGGCCCCCCUCUAAUUCAACGCUAGUAUAGCAACAUGUUUUCCCUGCAAAAUACCUCCUCCAUACCUCCCCUGUUAGUAGAGUAAAUCUCUCUCUCUCUUUCCCCCUUCUCCCACACAUUAGUAUUGAGUAAGUGAGCCGAUACUCCAUAGCAAUGCAAAUAGGAUGGACCAGACCUAUCAUCCAAUUCCCAUAAAAGAAAGUAUUUUUUUCAGAUUAAGCAGUUAUUUUUUUCAAGUGCACAAAGUUGUAUUAGUAGUUAAUGUAUCUGAUAGUUUUAGUAUGAUAAUAUUUUUGUUGGGCAUCACUCACCUU
Messenger RNA from Macrosteles quadrilineatus (aster leafhopper), 2137 nucleotides. Its product is annotated as thioredoxin-related transmembrane protein 2 homolog. The record is from RefSeq and is a predicted model, not a curated record. Gene Ontology annotation, cellular component: membrane-bounded organelle. Gene Ontology annotation, molecular function: disulfide oxidoreductase activity. The transcript is spliced from 5 exons. The coding region runs from base 189 to 1007 and encodes 272 amino acids. NCBI's taxonomy places the organism in Eukaryota, Metazoa, Arthropoda, Insecta, Hemiptera, Cicadellidae.